Messenger RNA from Enterobius vermicularis (human pinworm), 1686 nucleotides. The record is from the annotation of a GenBank genome assembly. NCBI's taxonomy places the organism in Eukaryota, Metazoa, Nematoda, Chromadorea, Rhabditida, Oxyuridae.
AUGGAGGAUAAGGUGGCUCUCCAACAACGACAGCAUGAAGCUGACAGUUUGAAAACAUUUGCUUUUAUUGGUGUUGCACUUGCAACUGUUGCAACAUUGAUAUGUGUCAUCUCUGUACCAAUGUUGUACAGCUAUUUGCAACAUGUUCAGUCGGUUAUGCAAAAUGAGGUCGACUUCUGUAAAUCACGCUCGGGUAAUAUCUGGAGAGAAGUUACCAGAACACAAGUCCUAGCUAAACUGCCUGGUGCUGGAAGAGAUAAGCGAUCAAGACAUUCAGCAGGUCCCAACUACCACUUCCGAGAGGGACGUCAAAUUGGUGCAUGCUGUGGUUGUGGAGUUUCAGGUCCCGGUGUACAAGGACCACCUGGACCAGAUGGAGACCCUGGUCAGGACGGUGCUCCAGGACCACAAGGUCAAAAUGGCCCUGAUGGAGCUCCAGCACCGGCGCGUAGCGCGCCAUUUGAGUGGUGCUUUGACUGUCCACCUGGACCAGCAGGACCUCCAGGCCCUCCAGGACCUGCAGGACCAAAAGGUCUUAGCGGCAUUAAUGGUGAUGUUGGACAAGCAGGAGUUCCUGGACUACCAGGACCGCUGGGACCACCAGGAGCACUAGGACCACCAGGACCACCAGGACCACAAGGUCCCGAUGGUUUACCAGGUCCAAUGGGUGUGGCGGGACUUCCAGGCAAAGACGGCGUACGCGGUGCUCAAGGACCACAAGGCCCACCUGGAGUUGAUGGCAAACCCGGCAAUCCUGGAAUUGAUGGCGACAACGGUCCAGAAGGUCCUGCUGGACCAACUGGAAAAAUGGCGUACGAAAAUAGAGACAUAGCUGAGGAACUGAAGGACGUUCGUCGCAUUGCCUUUUUAGGCGUAACCAUUGCCUCAAUCGCUACCUUAGUCUGUGUUGUUUCUGUCCCGAUUGUCUACAGCUAUGCUCAGCAAAUCCAGACUGUAAUGCAAAAUGAAGUUGAUUUUUGCAAGUCACGAUCAAGCAGCAUCUGGAAGGAAGUUACACGCACACAAGUUUUAGCCAAAGUAAGCAGUCUUCGUAACAAACGUGAAACAGAAGACGAAAUAGCAAAAUCAUGUUGCGGGUGUGGAAUUUCACCACCGGGACCACCAGGCCCACCUGGAGACGACGGCAAAGAUGGUGAAGAAGGCCCAGAAGGAUUUCCCGGUAGAGACGGCUUGAAUGGUGAAGGCCCCAUGUCACAAAGUCCAGGAGAUUACGACUGGUGCUUUGAAUGCCCCGAUGCACCAGCUGGUCCACCUGGACAUCAAGGUCAAAAGGGAUCUCCAGGUCAUCCAGGAGCUAGCGGAAGCCCAGGAGCACCAGGAGAAGAUGGUGUUCUUGGUCCAGAAGGUCCACAGGGUCCUCCAGGACAAGCUGGACCUCCAGGAUACCAAGGACCGCCCGGAGAACCAGGCAAACUUGUUGUAGUCGAAGGUCCAGAAGGACCAGAAGGUCUCGCAGGACCGGAAGGUGCUCCAGGUCCACAAGGACCAGACGGUGAGCCAGGAAAGGAUGGCCAAGCAGGGCCGCAAGGACCUCGAGGAGAUGCUGGAGAAAUUGGAGAACCAGGAAGGCCUGGUGCAGAAGGAAGUCCGGGAGAGGAGGGACUGGAGGGCAUACCGGGAGCUUGCGACCAUUGCUCUCCUCCAAGAACUUCACCAGGAUAUUAA